AAAUGUUUCUCGGGAGUGGUGGGCUUGGUGCCGGUGGCUACGCUCCCAACCGCACCCCAGCACGGAAAACAAGGCCGAUCCAUUCCGCUAGUUCCACGUCAGACACCACCAGACACUGGCAUGGGCAGUCGCGCCCCCCUCCUUUUCCUGCAUGAUAAUAGAAGCGAUGGCCUGCGGCCUGCAAUUGCAGCCUUUGGCAAAAGAAAUCGCGCGUCGGACGAGAUUAGUCAGUAUUUGCAAUUUUGCAAUCGAUGGCUGCCCUCGGAACUUGCGCGUCGGUGCAGUUUGUGUCAAUGUGUCGCUUCUAUAUAUAAGUUAUGCUGGGCAAGUGUUGCUCACCCUGGCGCUCUUCGCCGUAAAAAUAGUUCCGAGGGUCGUGGUAGUAACGUGCGUCAGAACAUGCACCUGCCUCCUGCCUGGCUGUCUGAAACUAUCUGACGUCCCAUAUAAAUAGCUGACACCGCUCCCAAAUACUACAUCGCUCCUACAUAGCUCUUCUUCGGCUACUGCCACCACCAACCGUCAUCACCCGUCACUAGCCGUCACCACCGCC
Molecule: messenger RNA, 553 nt
Organism: Suhomyces tanzawaensis NRRL Y-17324
Lineage: Eukaryota; Fungi; Ascomycota; Pichiomycetes; Serinales; Debaryomycetaceae
Exons: 1
Coding region: 121-438 (105 amino acids)
Source: RefSeq, a predicted model, not a curated record